AUGAGCCAGGGAAAGAGAGAAGCUAAGAAUCCUUCCGUGCUGAAGCGUAUACUGGUGAACUGCGCAUCCCAGGUCAGUAGAAUUCGUCACAGAUGAAUAAUGUGGCUCUUCAUUGAUGGAAAAAAUACCUGGCUAGCGUAAAAUUGGUGGGAGCAUCGUGAACAGACACACAUUGGAUGAAGUUCAUGAUUGGUGAAGAAUAAGUGAGAUGAGAGCAGCAUUGAAGCAUAAAAUAUUCACCGCAUAUCGUACAGCGGGGAGAACUGCCUAGUGUCAUGCCUCAAGUUCUGCCUUUGAUUUUGCUAUACUUUCAACAUCCUCCAAGGACUCUUAUUUCCAACAGUAUUAAUCGAUCAUAUUCAGCGCCUUGAUUCCUUUCAUCUAUUGUAGACGUGAUUAAACUAGAUAGAUAGAUAGAUAGAUCGAGAGAGAGAGAGAGAGAGAGAGAGAGAGAGAGAGAGAGAGAGAGAGAGAGAGAGAGAGAAACUAAAGUGAUUGCCUAGUUGAGGUUAUGCUAAAAUAUUAACAGGAUGGGGAAGAUAAUGAAACGAUGGGAUGAGUACAUAUUCAUGGGAAGAAAGAAAGCAUAUUAAUGACUAUACAAAGUAGAAAAAUAGAGAUCGAGGGUCAUCAACAACAAUGUUAAAUGUAAAGGUACGAAGACCGAAAAGAAAAAAAAAGAAUAGCAAGUGUAAGGCACAAAACUAAAGUGUCAAAUUGGCAAACAUGAUUGAGGAAACAAGGCAUCAGAUCACCAAAUAACCGCGGCUAAAAAGUCACAGACUUUGGCCCAAGUGCUCUCUAAAACUGCUUUAUUGUAUUGCCUAUUAAAUUAACAUACACAGUUAACCAUGCCGAGGUCCAAGCAAACUGGCAAUGUAAUGGAACUCCAUGCGUCAAUUAAAAUUAUGAUCCUUUUCUCGUCGCUACCAGUUUAUUAUCAAUUAAGGCUACAAUGAGACAUCUCUUUAUGUUCGGUGGUCGUUGCUUCAUGUUUUUAUUGUGAUUCUUAUCUGCCACAGGCAAAAGAAUAUGGCAGAUGUGUUGCAGAAAAAGUCCCAGAGAUUGAACGUGACAUGUGUUCAAAGGAAUUUCUCGCUCUAAAGACAUGCAUGUCCAAUGCUGUAUGUAAUCAUUUUGUAUGCAAUCUAUGGUGUACUCUGUCCUACUCUACUUGGAGUUACAUUUUAUUCUUAUAUGCCUUUCUACUGGCCUUAAAGGUUAGGAAGAGGGUAUAAUCGAGGUUGCCAUUGGAAGGAACUCAGAAGGGCAUUGGCACAUCAAGUUGGCUAGCUAGAUAAGGUAUCAAAUUUUUGGAAAGUAUGCUUAA
Spirodela intermedia is the source of this 1330-nucleotide messenger RNA. The record is from the annotation of a GenBank genome assembly. NCBI's taxonomy places the organism in Eukaryota, Viridiplantae, Streptophyta, Magnoliopsida, Alismatales, Araceae.